Messenger RNA from Erpetoichthys calabaricus (reedfish), 8330 nucleotides. RefSeq names its product zinc finger protein 638 (gene znf638). The transcript is spliced from 25 exons. NCBI's taxonomy places the organism in Eukaryota, Metazoa, Chordata, Cladistia, Polypteriformes, Polypteridae. Gene Ontology annotation, molecular function: RNA binding; zinc ion binding. The coding region runs from base 357 to 6875 and encodes 2172 amino acids. Gene Ontology annotation, cellular component: nucleus. The record is from RefSeq and is a predicted model, not a curated record.
CAGAUUUGUUCAUCGCAUAAUCUCUUUUUCGAACCUAAAAUUAAAUUGGCAGCUGCUUUUGACUAGUCAUUGCACAUGUUGUUUCCUCAUUCCUAUUUUACAGCCUGGUUCUAUCUCUAGAGGGAGCUCUGAAUUUGCCAUUGCUAACCUUGGUGUGGAAAAUCUCCCUAGAUACUCCUAGACCUUCCCUGACAAUGAAGCUUGGCUCUAUCCCUUUCCAAUUUCAAGUCUGGCAGGCAUAUUUAGUUGACUCAACACCACUCGGAGAACACUGUCCAGAUAUUAGCUGCUGAUACUGAUUUGGUCUGAACAACCUAGGGGAGGAAGCCUAGGACAUAUACCACUCCAGGGUUUCCAUGGAUUCUCUCAAUGGUAGUAGCAAGAAGAGAGGCAGUGAGGUUCGAGAGCUUGGAGAUUUGCUGAGCCGUACACAGUCUGAUCCAUUCAAGUGCUUUGCAUUAUUCUUGGAAAAUUGUGUGCCAGUUGCAAAUUCCUUGAACAUUGGCUUUGGGAACCCACUACUAUUGGGUCCCCCAUCUUUGCAGCUCGCCCAGAUUAAGACGCAGCUGGCUCUUCACCAGUUGAACUGUGUCACUUCUAGCAGCUUCUCUUCACCAACAUUGUCACUUCUCAACCAGGCUUUACUAAAACUUACAAUGUCUAACCCAAUGUUUAAUCCAAGAGCACGUUUUCCUGGGCAGAGGCCAAUGGUGCCGAACCAGUUUGCCAUGAAUCAGCAGAUGCCUAUGAUGAUGGGCCCGGGACAUAUGGCUUCUCAAGGUAUGGUGUCUUCUGGACCACCUGGAAGGAUGCCUCCGAUGAUGAAUCAACAAAUGGGAUUUCAAGGUCCCCCCCAAAGAUCUCUUCCUCCACACCCAGAAAUGCAGCCAAGAAUGGAGAUGCAGGCUCGAGGUCCACAGGAUGGCAGUCGCAUGUUGACACAGGGUUUGCAGCAGAUGAAUCCCAGAAUGAUGAAAGGCAAAGUGGAAGAUUUGGCAGGUGUAAGAGAUCAACAUAUGGUCAAGGUUACUGAAGACAGAGAUUCUGAAUGGAUUUCCUUCAAGCCACCACCUGAAAAGUUGUUUGCCUCUGGAAUGGGAGAUGCCCCAGAGAGAAACCAAGCCAGAGGAGGAGGAGCAGCAGAGAAUCAUCCAGGUGCCCCAGCAGGAAGACGCCCAACUGUCUACAUAAAUGAAAAUGCCACUAGCAUAUUGGCCAGUUUUGGACUUUCUAACGAUGACCUGGAAGAGCUAAGCAGAUAUCCAGACGAUCAGCUCACCCCAGACAAUUUGCCCUUUAUUUUGAGGGAUAUUAGAUUGAGAAAAAUGAAAAGGCCAAUUCCUGAGGUGGAUCAUUCCAAAUCCUCUUCAGUGGGUGGAGAUUCUCUGAGCAGUGAGUCCAGACAGAGCAAGGUCAUCGAUUAUGGACAUUCAAGUAAAUUCAGUAUUCCUGAGGAGGAUUCACCUCUUUUUAAGAGAGACUUGCCAUCAAAAGAGUUGACUAAGGAGGACAUAAGUACUUCUGCACCCCCUAGUACACAGCCUAAAUUUUCCCUUGAUACUCUUGUGUCUGCUUCCUCCUUUAGCUUUAAGGUUGAUGCUGGUCAUGGGUCUGUUUUCUCAGACCCUGUUAAAACAAGCUCACCUUUGAGCAAGGAUUUGCCGGUCGAUCGACGGCCGCAACUAAGUGAAGCGGCUAGUCAGAAAUCGGACGGGCUCAACCAAGCUUCAGUGGGGAUUACCAGCUCUACCCCAACCAACCCUCCUAGGGUUACACAAAUAGAAGCUGGUGGAUUGGCGAAAGAAACCUUCACCAUGAUGAAAACACCCUGGGCUUCAGCAUUUCCUCAAAAUGAGCCCUCUGUGGGCAAGAGACUGCCAACCCCUAGCAUGAAGAAUGAUUACUAUGCUGCCUCCCCGAGAAUCUUUCCACAUACUUGUUCACUGUGUAACAUAGACUGUGUUCAGUUGCAGGAUUGGAUUGAGCAUCAAAAUACCAGACUUCACAUUGAAAACUGCAGACUUUUGCGCCAGCGGUUUCCGGAUUGGAAUCCAGAGGUCUUGCAUCCUAUAAGAAAUGAAUUUGAAAGCAGUCGAGAGAGAACAAGCCAGAAACGGCGCUCACGGUCACCGAGGGCAAGAUCUCCCAGAAGCAGGUCUCCAAGUCCUCGACGGUACAGAGGUCGUGCCCGCCGUUCUUGGACCCGUUCUCGAAGUCGUUCUAGAAGUGCUCGUAGGUACCGCCGCAGCAGAACCAGAAGCAGGUCACGGAGCCAACAUCGCAGGUCCAGAAGGAGCCCUCGGCGAUCGCGCAGUUCAUCACCUAGACAUAGAGCCCAUUCUUCUUCCCGUCGUUCACGUUCUCCCCGACGUAGAUCACGGAGUCCCUUAUACACCCGCAGGCUGCCUUCUCCUUUACGCCGUUCCCCCAGAAGAAGCCCUCUUCGUCGAAAUCGAUCAAAAAGUAAAGAGAGGCUUGCCAAGAAAAUAAUUGAAUCUUCAGCUUUGUCUGUUGCAGAUAGUUCAUCUUUAGAGGCUAUGAUACAGUCCUUGGCUCCUGCCAUCAUUGCAGAACUGGCAAAGAAGACUGCAGCUAGCUCUACUGUGCCUAAACAGGCGGCAGGCAGCAAGACAGGGCCAUUAAAAACGCAGGGGAAAACUAAGCCAAAAUUUGUCAAAGAUGUCUCAUCUUCUGCUGGCACCAGUAAGAAGCAGGAGUCACAGGGUGCUGCUUCAAAGACUGGAACUACUCGGGCAAAGGUACCUUCAAAGGAUUUAAGCAGUACAAGUAACAAAAAGUCCACAGCAUCUAAAGAUACAGAAAAAAGUAAAAAUCUUAAGGUCAAGAAGAAGACGGGCAUUACAGUUAUUGUUUCUGACCUGCCAGAGGGAGACUGUACUGAACAGGAUAUUCUUAAAGUUAUGGAGGUUUUUGGAAAAAUAGCGCAAAUGUCAUUUAACCAAGUAAAGAAAGAAGCAGUGGUCGAAUAUCUGAUGGAAGAAGCUGCUAAAGCACUCCAAGAAUUCUUAAAAACCUCGUCUCUUAAAAUCAAGGAGAAGACUGCAAAAGUAACAUUUGAAGAAAAGGAGAAAAAAGAAACAAAGAAAAUAAUCACUAAAAAAAAAGAACCUAUAAGCACAAAGGCUGCUUCUGGUGUAAAGACUACAACUUGCAAAACCUCUGCAGAUAAGAAGUCUGUCAAGACGGACCCAUUGGCAUGGGUAUCAAAUAGUUCUAAGUUCAAACAGUCGAGUGUUUAUCCACUGCCAGUAAUUGUUGUCUCCAGUUUGCCUGACUCUGGUUAUGUUGAUGAUGACAUUACGAACCUUGUGAAACCAUAUGGACGUAUAACACAGUUGAUUACUGUACUAUCACAUAAACAGGCAUAUAUUGAGGUAUCCAGCCAGAAGACUGCAGAUGAAGUUUUGAAAUACUAUAAGACAAACCAAGCAAAAGUAAAUGAUCAGGAUGUGACUGUGAGUGUGUGGAAGAAAGAACUCUCUCCCCUGGAUACUGAGGCUUUAUUCAAAAGUGUUCUAAAACUGACUAAGGCAGAGGAUAUUGAUGGUCUUUACAAGAGAUUGGUCGUUAUCAGUAAUUUACCAAAGGAAAAUGUAACAGAAGAGGUUUUAACUUUAGUAAAAGAACGUGGAGUGGUCAAACAGUUCAUCACUUUGGAAGACCAGAUCAUCAUUGAACUUGAAACAGCUGAACUAGCCGCAAACAUCUGUGAGCAUUAUAGUAAGGAGCCAUGUAUCGUUAAAGAGACACAACUUUGCUUUAAAGUGUGUGUUAAAGAAUCUGCAAAAGAUGAGCUUAAGAAAAAGGAGAAGCCAGAAAUCAAAAGGAACCCCAUUGUUAAAAAGUCUGAGAAGAAGCUUGGUGAGCUCAGCAAGUCUAAUAAAGGCAGUGGAGGUAUUAAAUCUGCAAAUCUGAAGGACAAAGCAAAAUCUCUAUCUGAAUCCUCUGAACAAACUGUUAAAGAUGAUGAUGCAUCCGACAAUGUUCAUGCGAAGUCUCCCAAAGUGGAAUGUUUUCCAUUGUCAAACAGCAACAUUAAAGAUGAAUCAAUCCCUGCUGAUCAUCCUAUCAAGGAAAUAGAAUCAACAAAGACUGACAUUAUUAGUACAGUUCAAGAUCUUACCAUUUUAUCAGAGGAUACACUUCCUGCAGAUAAGCUGGAGCCUAAGGCAACUGCAGUAAACAGUGGUGGUGCCGAUCCAAAAGAUAUUACUGACACACAGAUGGAAAAGCCAGUUGAAGCAGAGAAUCCUGAAGUAGGACUUCAGGGGUCUCUACCAGAGACGUUGAAUGAGGAACAUGCCAGUAAUGCAACACAAGAGGAGGCAGCAGCAGUCAGCAGUGCAAAGGAUGUAAAUGAGAAAGCCACCCUCCAUUCUCUGGACAAUAGUCAGACAACAGAAGAUCAAACUUUGUCACAUGAGAACAGAACUCCAGAAUCGAUUAACAUACUAAAAGAAGAUGGUAAAGAAGCUGUUAAUUCUGUUGGUUCAUCUUUGUCAGAAAAUGCUGAGCCUGUUAUUGCUGCAAGACCUUCGUCAAUAGGAUGUUCAGACAUUUCUACUACAAAUACUGUGUCUGACAUAUCUCAUCAAGUCUUUGAGACAUUGUCAGAAGAGGAAGGUGUAGCAGAGGAAAUGUCAUUGCUGUCAACAAAAGAUGGGCAAGUAUCUUCUACUGCCACACCUAAUACCAAUGAUAAAAGCUUAUUGAACAGUGAUAUUACAAGAUCACCUUCAGUCAAAACCUCGGAUGACAUGAAAGAAGGCAUAGUAGGUUCGACAUCUGCAGAAAAAGAAUGUGACUCUUUGGUUAAGGAAACUUUAUUGGUAGAUGACACUUGCAAAGAGAACAUUGCUGAGAAUUCCAAACCAGCACUAUGCAAGGGUGAGUGUAAGCAAGCCACAAGUCCUGAUCUCCUUGCCAAGAACGGUACUCAGACCUCCUCUACAGACAAGUUACAGAAAACAAGAUGCACACGGGCAAGUACUGCCAAAACAGAUCUAGAAAGCAGAGUUAGUCCAAGUCAUUCUAGCAGUGGCAGUUCCACUGGGGGCCGAAGAGCUCAUGAGAGCAGCAGCCCUUUGGGAAGCAAACGCAGGAGAGUUGUCAAAGGUACCUCAGCUAACAAUGAAUGGGAUUCAAGGGCAUCCAGCUCUGGGAUUGAAAAGCACAAGUGUUCUGUGAGAACCACUAGAUCUUCAAGGAACAGUGUAAAGCCAUCAGAUGAAAAACAAAAGGGAAAGCCAAAGGAAGAGGAGGAUGAUAUUGGAGAAAGGUUUCCAUUCAAUUUGGAAGAGUAUGUUACUGUAGAUGAAGUUGGAGAUGAGGCAGAAGGUUUAGCAUCUCGAGAACUGCCAGCUGUCAGCAAAUAUAAGGGACCAUCCGCAAAACACCGCUUAACAACUAAGAGUAACAGCAACAAGCGCAAGAGAAGUGGAGAAACCUCAGCCUCAUUCAUAGUGCAUAAAGUAGAUGGGACAGAAGCAUCACCUGGAAAAGACAGAGUAAGGAGUAGCAAUGGGCAAAAACCUGCUAUGAACCCUUCUGCCAUGUUAACUCUAGAUGAGAUAAGUGAGGAUGAAGGACCUGGUGUAGAUGAAAAUGUAGAUGUACUAAAGGAUGAUGAUGUUCUUAUUACUGUUGAUGAGGUUGUGGAAGAGGAGGAAACAUUUCUGCCAGAAGUUAAGGACCUGCAGGCACUUGUAACGCUAGAUGAGCUUGUGGACGAGGAAGAAGCUAAUGGCAAAGGCGAAACACUCUCUUUCUCUACACUGGAGCAAGAAGCGUCAGAAGUUCUACCAGCUGAGACACAUCCUGGGGAGCUGUCUAAGGAUAAUGUGGAUUCUUUGCUGGAAAAGACUGCUUUACAGCCUCAGGAACAGAUUACCACUGAGCCUCAAGAGGAACUAGGAUCAUUGGUUGAGCUAAAGAAGAUUAGUUUUGUCACUGUGGAUGAAGUUGGGGAGGAGGAAGAAGAGGAGCCAAAAGAAGACACCUCUGCCAGUGAGCAGCAUGCAACAGUCAAACCAAAAGUUGGGCGGCCUCGAGGAAAGAGAGUGCACAGAAAGAGAGGUAGAGGGAGAUCUCGAUCUGGAAAAGUGGGCCUAUGUGAAUCUGAGGAGCAGAUGCAGAUUGAUGAAAAAGAUAUUUCAGAAGCGCCAGUAGCUGAAACUAACACUAAUCUUGCAGUGACACUUAAUCAGGAGUCCCCUGUUUCUAUGAAACAAAAGCCUACUCCAAAUGAAGAUGAGAAGUGUAACUCUGAAGCAGAUUGCUCAGAGACGUCUGAACUCAAAGAGAUAAAGGAUGUGUGUAAUAUUUCAAGCAUCUCAUCGCUUACAAGUGAUUCUAGGGCAAAAGACUUUGUAUCAUGCAUUGCCAAUGAGCCUACAGAUAGUGAGAGAGGAGACUCGGUUAAAAAGGAUCCUUCCAGUAGAGACGACAAGGCAGCUCGAGUACUCGGGCAAGAAGCAAAUAUACAGGAGCCAUCCUCUGUUAAACAGACUCCUAGUGCAGGAAUCGGUUGCAAAGGUGUUUCAGAAAUUGUAGCACCUGAAGAGGAAGAAGAACCAGCAGCAGACGAGCCAGUAGUAAAGAAAGCAAGACUGGAUUGUUUAGACCUUAAACAGUUUGAAUUGCCUCCAUUUGUAAAAGACAGUCCAGUUGGUGUGGAAUUUGUAGUUCCAAAGACUGGAUUCUAUUGCAAAGUGUGCAUGUUAUUCUAUGCCAAUGAAGAAUUGGCAAAAAAGAACCACUGUGGAAGCUUUAAGCACUAUCAGAAUUUGGAGAAAUACAUGAAGAAACAGAAAGAACAAUUUCUAUCAAACCAUGAAGAUUCUUCUAAGAUUUAAAAAAAAAGGCUCAACUUUUUUUUUUUUUUUUUUUUAAACUUUGAUUUAUGGGUCCAAAACAACGUUGUACAUUUUGUCUGGGAGCUGUGAAGAAAAUAAAUAUAUUUUAAAGAGUCAAUGUUGAUGUGUGCUACAAUGAUCCAAGCCAUGUUUCUUUGAUCAUAUUCUGUGUAGAUUUUUACAUGUAGUGCACAAAUAAAACCUAACUGUGUUGUUCUGUGGUCUCUUAUGUUAGUGUGUUUCUUACCCAGAAAUGAAUGGUGGUAGUAAAAAGAAUGGAUGGGUAAUGAAGCUAAUUAUCUUUGAGAAUCGUAGGCUCAUCUUUCCUAUCUAUCCAUCUUUUAUAACCCAGUGGUUAAAUGUGGAUUUGCUGGGAAUCAUCCCUUUUUAGAGAGCAAGGCAAUCGCAGUGAGCACACUCACAUUCACUCACUCACAUUCACUCACUCAUACCAGGCCAGUUUACAGCCAGCAAUUUGUUUGACAUUUGGGAGGAGACGAAAACACAUGUAGACAAUAUUGAGAGCAUGUAGGCAGAACCUGGGUGGCAGUUCCACCCCAGGACUAUGGAGCAGCAACAAUCACUGUACCAUCAUGCCAUGCUUUCUUAUGUAGGCAUGUCUUAAAUUUGUGAGUCAAAGAAGCAUUUUUACAUUUUUUUUUUUUAUAAAUUUAUUUUGAUCUAAUUUUUACCAUUAAUAGUAAAUUAAUUAAUCUGAAUGGUAAUGUACCCCCCCCAAAGUCUCAAAUUUGAAGGGUAUUGAGGAACACGCAGUGAAAGUUUCUGAGGUGUUGCUAGGAUGGGCCCUCCUUAAGACAUUAAUAUAAACUGAGGUUUGAAUCCCUGAAGAAAAUUCUUGUUUUCCUACCACCGUCCCACCCCCUCCAAACGUUUUCAGAUUUAUAGACCAGGCAGGCGUCUUAACUUAACCUUCAAUUUAUUUUGUAACAUGAAAUUGCUUCCUCACAGAUUUCUGGUUUCCAAGGCCAUAGCAAGUUGGCUGUGUAUUCGUGUGGGAUUUGCAGUACACUGGCACCCACCCAGUCAUGCUAAAUUGUCUAAAGCGGAAUUAAAGAAUGUUAUUUAGCACAAUAGAAAAUUAAUUAUUCUAAAAUUCCUUUACUUACAGGUGUAAAUGUUACUUGCCCAGGUUGCAAAGUGGUUUGUAAUAAAGUAGUCAGUGAUGACCAACACGGUAAUAAAAAGCAAUUAUAUAUAAAGGUAGCAGUCAUGUUAGCUGGUUAAACAUCUUUAUUGAUAUUAAGCAAUAGCCUUUAACAUGACAUCAACACCAAAUUUUGCAAUAUAUGGUAGUGCAUUUAAAACAAUUGGUGCAUUUAUGAUGAAAAUGUUUAUAGAAUUUGAAAGAAAUCAGUAAUACUGUUUGUAAUAUGUUGUGCCAUAUUCUUUGUUUUUUUUUGUUUUUUUAAUUAAAACAUGGUGGUCUCUCCUUCA